Calypte anna (Anna's hummingbird) is the source of this 1543-nucleotide messenger RNA. RefSeq names its product high mobility group nucleosomal binding domain 2 (gene HMGN2). Gene Ontology annotation, cellular component: nucleus; chromatin. Gene Ontology annotation, molecular function: nucleosomal DNA binding. The transcript has 6 exons. Lineage: Eukaryota; Metazoa; Chordata; Aves; Apodiformes; Trochilidae. Gene Ontology annotation, biological process: chromatin organization. The record is from RefSeq and is a predicted model, not a curated record. Bases 364 to 636 code for a protein of 90 amino acids.
GAUCCGGUUGGAACCGGUUGGACCGCGUCCGGCUCUAUAUAAAACUUUAUAAACACCCGAUUCAAAUUAGUGGGGUCUGGAGCCAGCGGAGCCAGCCCGGGAGGCAGCCCCCGCCGCACACCGCCCGUCACCCGCGUCCCACCGCCCGCACCCUUCCUUUCCCCCCCCCUCCCCUUUUCCCUCACCCUCCCCUUCCCCCCCUCCUUCCCUUCCCCUUCCUCCCCUUUCCCUCCUCCGCUUCUCGCCGCCGCCCCGGACCGAGCGCGCCCGGCUCCCCCCACCCCCUUCAUCCCUAUUUCCUCCGCCCCUUCACGCCGAGCUCCUCUCUCCUCACGCACACACGCAACACGCCCGCACGGAGCCAUGCCGAAGAGAAAGGCUGAAGGAGACGCCAAGGGCGAUAAGGCCAAAGUUAAGGAUGAGCCACAACGGAGAUCAGCAAGGUUAUCUGCUAAGCCUGCUCCGCCAAAGCCAGAGCCUAAACCUAAAAAGGCAGCUCCAAAGAAGAGCGAGAAGUUACCCAAGGGAAAGAAGGGGAAAGCUGAUGCUGGCAAGGAGGGAAACAACCCUGCAGAAAAUGGAGAUGCCAAAACAGACCAGGCACAGAAAGCUGAAGGUGCUGGUGAAGCCAAGUAAAAAUGUGUGAAUUUUUGAUAACUGUGUACUUCUGGUGACUGUACAGUUUGAAAUACUAUUUUUUAUCAAGUUUUAUAACAAUGCAGAAUUUUGUUUUACUUUUUUUUAAGCUAUGUUGUUAGCACACAGACCGCUUCGUUGUUGUGUUUUGGGGCUGGGGGGGGGUGGGAUGGGGUUGGGGGAGUGUGGGGACAAAUGUCACUUAGUCAAUUUCUGGAACCUAAAUUUUAAUGAAGAAAGUUUUCCUGGUCCCCCAGUUUUUGGAAGGAGGGCUUCUUCCUGACUAGAGGAAGGAUUCCUUCAUGCUGCACAUCUGUUCAGUUCUGUGAAGUGCAUCCCAGUGAACCUUUGUGCUCCCAAGAUGCCUGUUGCCAACUUCAAAACCAGUUUCUAAUGCCCUUUGGUUCCUUUCCUGUCCUUGUUGUUUGCCUAGAGCCUGUCACUCCAGAAUAUGGUGGGGAAAAAAAAAAAGGCAUUUUGGGACUUGCCACUCUAAAUGCAGUUUAGAAGUCUGCAAUCCAGACUUCUGAUGUCUAAUUGGGAUAAAGCAGCUCUGAAAGGAGCUGUGCUUCCUCUUUUCUAUUGUGGAUCUUCAGAUGAAGAAGCCUGCAUUUUAAUUUUUAUCUUUUUUUUCCCUCUAAAAGUCAGGGUAGGUUUGUGAAGAGUUGUUAAACAACAUGCUAUAAAUGUGAAAGUGUCCACCCUCACUCUAAACUUUUCCUUUUUCAAGUAUGAAAUGAAGAUUCUUCAGUUUUCUAGCAACUUUUAUGUUUUGGUAGUCCAUGAAGGGAGGGGGAGUUCAACAGUCGUUGUAAGAUGUUGCAGAUUGUAGCCCAUGUCCUGCCUAAAUUACCAUGAUUGUUUCUGAAAAGUACCUUUAAUAAAGCUGGAUACGGUUUGGCUUGGA